AUGGAGGUAGCACCACCGACUUCUUCUCUCCUUCUCAACCAACCAUCGCCGAGAUCCUAUUUUGAUGACCCAGACCCCGACUAUGAUGACGACCCCGACCUCGACUACGACGACGAUGACCCUAACUCCGAUAAGGACCCCAACCCCAAUUCUGUUUAUGAUUCAGACCUAGAUCCCUACUUCAACUUCGACUCUUCCCGACUCAGGCUCAGAUUCCUAGUAAACUUGUAUCCUAUGCAUCUUCCGCUGCACAAAUUAUGA
This is a messenger RNA of Prunus armeniaca (apricot), 261 nucleotides long. Lineage: Eukaryota; Viridiplantae; Streptophyta; Magnoliopsida; Rosales; Rosaceae. The record is from the annotation of a GenBank genome assembly.